Salvelinus namaycush (lake trout) is the source of this 624-nucleotide messenger RNA. RefSeq names its product ras-related protein Rab-8A-like. The record is from RefSeq and is a predicted model, not a curated record. Gene Ontology annotation, cellular component: plasma membrane; synaptic vesicle; trans-Golgi network transport vesicle. Bases 4 to 624 code for a protein of 206 amino acids. Gene Ontology annotation, molecular function: GTP binding; GTPase activity. The transcript has 7 exons. Gene Ontology annotation, biological process: protein secretion; cellular response to insulin stimulus; regulation of exocytosis. NCBI's taxonomy places the organism in Eukaryota, Metazoa, Chordata, Actinopteri, Salmoniformes, Salmonidae.
AGUAUGGCGAAGACAUACGAUUAUUUGUUUAAAUUACUGUUAAUCGGAGAUUCUGGUGUCGGGAAGACAUGCGUGUUGUUCAGGUUCUCAGAGGAUGCAUUUAACUCCACAUUCAUCUCCACCAUAGGAAUUGACUUUAAAAUUAGAACAAUAGAACUAGAUGGCAAGAAGAUAAAGUUACAGAUAUGGGACACGGCAGGACAGGAGCGUUUUCGAACAAUCACAACAGCAUACUAUAGAGGAGCAAUGGGUAUCAUGCUAGUCUACGACAUCACCAAUGAAAAGUCCUUUGAAAACAUCAAGAACUGGAUACGUAACAUAGAGGAGCAUGCAUCGGCUGAUGUUGAGAAGAUGGUCCUUGGUAACAAAUGUGACAUCAAUGACAAACGGCAGGUGUCCAAAGAAAGAGGAGAGAAGCUGGCGUUGGAGUAUGGUAUCAAGUUCAUGGAGACCAGUGCAAAGGCCAAUAUCAAUGUGGAAAAUGCCUUUUUGACACUUGCCCGAGACAUCAAAUCGAAGAUGGACACAAAAUUGGAGGGCAAUAGUCCCCAGCGGAAAAGCCACGGGGUGAAGAUCUCUGAGCCCCAGAAGAAGAUCCGCUUCUUCCCCUGUGCCCUACUGUGA